AAUCGUUCUUCUCCCGCAUUUGUAUUUGUUAUAGAAAUCUGGAAGAAACAGGGUAUUGCAUGGUGUUCCAAAACACUGUACAACGUCGAUCGAUGGUGUCAAUUCUACAUCGAUCGAUUGUUGUGGUAACACCCUUAGGGGAUACAGCGCCCAUCUGCAUACUGUACAGAUUUUUUUUUUUUAUUUUAACAAGGCUCAAGAAAAGCCAAUGUACUCCACUAUUCCUGAUCGCAUACCGCGAGCGCAACGCAGGCGCUGUUAUACACACCCACUCGCCGCACGCCGUGCGCUGUACGCUGCUUUAUGACAAGGAGUUCCGAAUUACACAUCAGGAAAUGAUCAAGGGUAUAAAAGACGCUAAAUUAGGGCGCUACCUUCGAUAUGACGAGGAACUAGUGGUGCCCAUAAUAGAGAACACACCAUUCGAGAAAGACCUGGCUUGUAGUAUGGCAGAAGCGAUACAGAAGUAUCCAGGCACCAGCGCAGUACUUGUUAGACGACAUGGCGUUUAUGUCUGGGGCGAUACGUGGCAACAAGCUAAGACGAUGACGGAAUGCUAUGAUUACUUAUUCGAAAUGGCCGUGGAGAUGAAGAAACUGGGGCUCGAUCCAACGUUCAACCCUGAGAAUGGUGCUAACGGAAAAUCCUAAUCAAUUGUCUCAACUUUUAAAUUAAUACCAACCAACAUAUCACUUAGGUAGGGUAGGGUGGUCGACUAGUGAACUAAGUGUACACUAUGAAUCGCGCCAAUAACUCAAAAAUGCGAUAUUGAAAUUUGGUGCAAAUCGCACCAGGUGAGCUUCUACUAUAAGCACCACACUUUACCUAGUCUACAACUGCAGCUUGGAUGCCCAAGGGCGAUGGUGCAGAAUGAACCACUUUUAAGAUGUACACAAUGAACCUAUGACAACUUAAUGAUAAAUUAAACAUGAAAAUGUUGACUGCUAGAUCUUUAAAAAAAUCACACAGUAAGUGCACGACUGAGUUACAAAACUCCUAUUGUGAAUUUGUGAGACUUAAGCUGUUUUUCUUCGUUAUAUUUCAUUAUUAUAUUUUUAAAAGCUGAUGUUCUAUUUCAAUUAUGUUUAAUAUUUCAGUCGGAUGCCCAAAAACUUAUUGUUUUCAAUAAUUUAAGUAAAAACUACGUUGUAUUUCACAUUUUUUAUAAAAAUAAAAUAUUUUGCUGAUGAUUGUAUUAAUCAUGUACAUUUUGGCGUAUUUGGUUCAUUACGUACCAGCCCCCGGUUCAAAGAGUACCAUGGAGUGCGCACAGUGAACCAUUUCUCACUUUGUAAAAAAAACAUGUUUUUGAAGGACUGACUGUAUUUGGACAAAAAUGAAGUACUACUUUAUUAUACCCAGUAUAAUUACCUAUAAUUUUAAGCAAAAUCUGUAUAAUUUAGGUUCUUAGAUCCAGAUUCACAGCUCUUAAAAUUUAGAUGAUUCAUUAUCAACCACCCUACCGUACAUACUUUAAGAAUUCAUUAAAAAAAGAACACACUGCAACGUUUCUCCGCUAGAGGCGCCACUAAUAACUUAAACACAUUUUACAAAUGCUUUUAUGACAGAACAGUCCAAAGAUUUACCAGAUUUAGUCUACAGAUUAAUUGUAGCAAAUUAUGUCUAAUGUUGUAAAAAAAAAAGUGAUUAACGUAUCCACUUCGUAACACGUCAAACAAACUCAGUUGCUAUUGCUACUGAAAACGCUGAACUGAACAGAAAAAAUAUUUCUAAGUAAAAGGCAAAAAUACGAAAUAAGUAACAAAUUGUAAAAAAUUUGCGGCUUUAGAAACUAACAAUUGCCUUUGUACUAUAACGAGGCAAUUUGAUAAAUUUGCGGCAGAACAGGCUGUUCAACAUUCAAAUAAACAAAAUGGCCGGCCUAUACUAUCUAUAUACUACCUAUACUUCGGACCACUACAAGAAGUUCGAAUUAUUAGAGAAAGAUGAAGUGGUAAAACGUUAUAAAGGGCGGUCGGAAACUAUUAGAGAUGGAGUGGUAGAAUGUCAUAGUGGGCAUUGAAAGAGUUUUUGAACAGAGAGAGAAAAGGACAGGUGGAAGUUAUGCUAUGUUGUAGGUCGACAAUUUUUGUCAACAAAUAUUGCAAUAACGGAUUUAAUACUAAAUUAUCAUGAUUCGUGAAGAAUCCGUUGGAGUUCUUAAUCAUUAUUUGGAUUAUUAUUUAAUAUGGCCCCCGUACAAGUAUUAUUUCAUUCCUCAGUAGGAAAUUGCUUCAAAGUACGCACACCUCUGGCCGAACCCGACCUUGCACUGCAGGGUACAGGCCCAGUCUGCCCCCACUUAGACCUGUUUACUGUUUCUUUAUCAUUGCAGUUUGUGGCGCCUCUAACGCCAAAACUUGGAACUAUAAUUUUGUUUGUCGAAUGUCAUAUAUAUUCUGUGAUGGUGGGCUAAUAAUUUUGUGCCAUAUUUUUAGGAUAUAAUUACUUGUUGAAUAAUAUGUUUAUUUUUUUACUUAUAUUUUUAAUUAUUUAUUAAUACAUAAAACUGGGUAAUCAAAUUCCACG
Messenger RNA from Hyposmocoma kahamanoa, 2529 nucleotides. Its product is annotated as probable methylthioribulose-1-phosphate dehydratase. The record is from RefSeq and is a predicted model, not a curated record. The transcript is spliced from 3 exons. The coding region runs from base 60 to 650 and encodes 196 amino acids. Gene Ontology annotation, cellular component: cytoplasm. Lineage: Eukaryota; Metazoa; Arthropoda; Insecta; Lepidoptera; Cosmopterigidae. Gene Ontology annotation, molecular function: metal ion binding; methylthioribulose 1-phosphate dehydratase activity.